This is a messenger RNA of Penicillium waksmanii, 2826 nucleotides long. RefSeq names its product Metal resistance protein YCF1. The coding region runs from base 1 to 2826 and encodes 941 amino acids. The transcript has 3 exons. Gene Ontology annotation, cellular component: membrane. Gene Ontology annotation, biological process: transmembrane transport. Gene Ontology annotation, molecular function: ABC-type transporter activity; ATP binding; ATP hydrolysis activity. The record is from RefSeq and is a predicted model, not a curated record. Lineage: Eukaryota; Fungi; Ascomycota; Eurotiomycetes; Eurotiales; Aspergillaceae.
AUGGAUUAUUUUACGGCAGAGGAACUGCAGACCGAGUCUGUCAUUUUCCAGGACCCCGUUGAACAUACUGGUGACGAGUCAGUUCGCGUUCGUGAUGCUUCUUGGACUUGGAACCGUCAUACCGGAGUCCCGGUCCUCGAAAAUAUCGAUUUGAGCGCCCGCAAAGGUGAGCUUAGUUGCAUUGUUGGUCGUGUCGGCGCAGGAAAGUCUUCCCUGCUCCAAGCCCUUCUGGGAGAACUUUGGAAGAACCAUGGUGAAGUUGUUGUGCGUGGACGUGUCGCGUACGUCGCCCAGGCACCCUGGGUGAUGAAUGCUAGUGUUCGUGAGAACAUUGUAUUCGGUCACCGAUGGGACCCAGCCUUCUACGAACUGACGGUCGAGGCCUGCGCUUUGGUCGAUGACUUUAAGAUCAUGCCCGAUGGUGAUCAGACAGAAGUCGGAGAGCGUGGUAUCUCACUCUCUGGAGGACAGAAGGCACGUUUGACACUCGCAAGAGCAGUAUAUGCACGUGCAGAUAUCUACCUCCUCGACGAUGUUCUUUCUGCCGUGGAUCAGCACGUCGGUCGCCACAUUAUCGACAAAGUUCUCGGUAGCUCUGGUAUUCUGGCUGGAAAGACAAGAAUCUUGGCCACCAACGCUAUCACCGUUCUCAAAGAAGCUGAUUUCAUUGGCCUGCUGCGUGACAAGACGAUCAUUGAAAAGGGUACAUAUGAACAACUGAUGGCAAUGAAGGGCGAAAUCUUCAAUCUCGUGAAGACCAACCUUGCAGAGUCAGACGACGAACGCUCUGAUGCAUCCGACGAUGAUCUCGCUAGCCCUGGAAACUCCGAGUCUACUGCUGUGCUUGAUGAUGAAGAGGACCCCGACAGUGAAGAACUCGAGCAGCCGGGCUCUCUUGUCCCAAUUAAGAGUGGGCGUAGUCCCCAGCGCAAGGCUAGCCAUGUUACUCUGCGGCGAGCCAGUACUGCAACCUGGCAGGGCCCACGUCGCAAGCUGGGAGAUGAAGAAAAUAUUCUCAAGAGCAAGCAGACCCAAGAGACCUCUCAGCAAGGCAAAGUUAAAUGGAGCGUCUACGGAGAAUACGCCAAGAAUAGCAACAUUGUGGCGGUCUCAUUCUAUUUGCUUGCUCUUCUGCUUUCGCAAACCGCCCAAGUACUUGGAAACUUCUGGCUGAAGAGUUGGACGGAAGCCAACGAGUCACAUGGCGCAAAUGCUAGUGUCGGUAAGUUCAUUGGUGUCUAUCUAGCCUUUGGUCUGGGCUCGUCUCUUCUCGUCAUCGUCCAAAACUUGAUUCUCUGGAUCUUCUGCUCCAUCGAGGCCUCUCGCAAACUCCACGAGCGCAUGGCUUUUGCCAUUUUCCGCUCUCCUAUGAGCUUCUUCGAGACAACCCCAUCAGGUCGCAUCCUGAACAGAUUCUCUAGCGAUGUGUACCGUGUCGAUGAGGUCCUUGCGCGUACCUUUAACAUGCUGUUCGCCAACGCUGCUCGCGCCAUUUUCACCAUGACUGUCAUUUGUACAUCGACCCCAGCCUUCCUGAUAUUCGUUCUCCCUCUGGGCUGGGUAUAUCUCAGUUAUCAGAAGUACUACUUGCGAACCUCUCGUGAGUUGAAGCGCCUGGACAGUGUCACUCGAAGCCCCAUCUUUGCCCAUUUCCAGGAAUCGCUCGGUGGUAUUUGUACUAUUCGUGCCUACAAACAGGAAAACCGCUUUGCCCUUGAGAACGAAUGGCGCAUGGACGCCAACUUGCGUGCUUACUUCCCAUCUAUCAGUGCGAACAGAUGGUUGGCCGUGAGGCUGGAAUUCAUUGGUUCCAUCAUCAUCUUGGCCUCCGCUGGACUUGCCAUUCUCUCCGUUGCAAGUGGCAGCGGUAUCACCGCGGGUAUGGUCGGUUUGGCCAUGUCAUAUGCUCUUCAGAUCACACAGUCCUUGAACUGGAUCGUUCGCCAAACUGUUGAGGUCGAGACCAAUAUCGUGUCUGUUGAGCGAGUGCUGGAGUAUGCGAACCUUCCCAGCGAGGCACCUGAAGUUAUCUUCAAGCGUCGUCCUGCUAUCGGCUGGCCUGCUCAAGGUGCUGUCUCCUUCAAGAACUACAGCACCCGCUAUCGCGAGGGUCUUGACCUGGUCCUCAAGGACAUCACCCUCGACAUCAAACCCCAUGAAAAGAUUGGGGUUGUCGGUCGAACUGGUGCUGGAAAGAGUUCUCUCACUCUGGCUCUGUUCCGGAUCAUCGAGGCCACCAAUGGCAGCAUUGACAUUGACGGGCUUGAUGUCUCGAAGACUGGCCUCUUCGACCUCCGCGGUCGCCUGGCUAUCAUUCCUCAGGACCCUGCCAUGUUUGAGGGUACUCUGCGUGACAACCUGGACCCUCGACACGUUCAUGAUGACACCGAGCUCUGGAGCGUACUAGACCAUGCCAAGCUCAAGGAGCACGUCGCCCAGAUGGAUGGCCAGCUCGACACUCAAAUCCAGGAAGGUGGCUCCAACCUGAGUCAAGGCCAGCGCCAGCUGGUUUCUCUCGCCCGUGCUUUACUCACACCAAGCAAUAUCCUGGUUUUGGACGAGGCAACCGCGGCUGUGGACGUCGAAACCGAUGCACUGCUGCAGCGCACGUUACGCAGCAGCAUCUUCCAGGACCGUACUAUCAUCACCAUUGCGCACCGCAUCAACACAAUCAUUGAUUCCGAUCGCAUUGUUGUCUUGGACAAGGGUCGUGUUGCUGAGUUCGACACUCCUGCUGAACUGGUUAAGCGCGGUGGUCGCUUCCACGACCUUGCGAAGGAGGCAGGCCUGUUGGACAGCGAUGGCAUCGCAGGUUCCUCCCAGUAA